AAAAACUGUGGACGAGUGAGUGCUUGCUGAAAAUUCAUUGAGAAUAUAUAUCUCCAAAUUUUAAUAAUUGUUGCCAGAGUAAAUCCUAUCCAAAAUGUGCAAAAUAUGUUCUUAGUCUCAGCCCUCUUCGCCCUGGCGGUGGCCGACCGCCUGGAGAACACCUACCUGCCCCCGAGCAGCGCCCAGACCGCCGGCGGUAGCUCCAGCUUCCUCAACGCACCGCGUCCUGGAGGUGGCGGCCGCGGUGGAGGUGGUGGUGGUGCCGGUGGUGCCGGAGGCGCCGGCGGCGCUGGAGGCCGCGGCGGUGGCGCCGGAGGCCGCGGUGGCGGCUCUGCUGACGCCAACGCCGGGAUCGUCCGCUUCGAUAACGACAACAGCGGCGACGGCUCCUACAAAUUCAAUUACGAAACCGAGAACCGCAUCACUCACGAGGAAUCCGGCCAGCUGAAGAACCCUGGUAGCGAUAACGAAAUCAAUGCCGUCCUGGGACAGUUCUCCUACACCGGCGACGAUGGCGCUACCUACAGCAUCUCCUACACUGCUGACGAGAACGGUUUCCAACCCCAAGGAGCUCACCUCCCCGUCGCUCCCCCAAUUCCCCCAGAAAUCUUGAAAUCUUUGGAGCAGAACGCCGCCGAUGAGGCCGCUGGUAUUGUCGAUGAUGGUACUUACCGCGCUGAACACCAAGGUGAUGGUGGUGCUGGAGGUGCCGGAGGACGUGGAGGUGGCGGAGCUGCUGUAGCUAACCAGUACAUCGCUCCUAGACCUGGUGCAGGAGGAGCUGGAGGAGCUGGAGGCGCUGGAGGAUACAGAUACUAGAUUUGAAGGACUGUGCUAAGGCUGUAAUAUUAAGUACAUUAUGUAAUAUAUUUAUUGUUAAAAUUUAAAAAAAUAGA
This is a messenger RNA of Zophobas morio, 896 nucleotides long. RefSeq names its product pupal cuticle protein 36-like. Gene Ontology annotation, molecular function: structural constituent of chitin-based larval cuticle. The transcript has 4 exons. NCBI's taxonomy places the organism in Eukaryota, Metazoa, Arthropoda, Insecta, Coleoptera, Tenebrionidae. Bases 106 to 819 code for a protein of 237 amino acids. Gene Ontology annotation, cellular component: chitin-based extracellular matrix. The record is from RefSeq and is a predicted model, not a curated record.